AUGUCCUCGCUAAGUUCUGUCGUUGGAACCGUGUUUCUUGCGUUCUAUACGUUCCCCUACCUGGGCAUCGUUUUCGUGCCGCUGACGAUCGCGUACUAUCUCUCUCCGUUGUACUAUCGUCGAAGCUCAGUGGAGACGAAACCAACGUUCGGACUCCAUCCUGCGGUCAUGAUUGUAUGCCGCCUACGUAGUCUGCUGAUACGUGUGCUCUAUGGCAACGUUGCAAAUGAAGUGGAAACCGAACAGAUCGUGUCGGAGACAUUUACGACGCCAUUCUAUUACCCUGCUCCUCGGAGCUCAGAAUGUGAGCAACAGGCCCGCCGUCCGAGCCGGAACUUCAUCAGCUAUGUUCAGGCUAGUUUGAAAGAUACAGAAUUUCGGGUUCAGCGUGCCGAUGUGCAGUCUGAGGCGUCACCCAAUUUGGCUGACCGGACGUUCCAAACACCAGAACUAAAUGUUCCAUCACCGGUCACCUUGCUCAUUGACCAUCCACACCUGAACGGCGUCCGACUCCCCUCUUUGUCCACGUCGUAUACGAUGGAGGAACAAAUCGCCGACUUCGAGGAUCCUCCCCGGAUGAAUACGAGAUGGAUGAGGUAUGGGCUCGCUGCCGACACUUUCAUAGUAAACGACAUAGCCAUUAUUGCCUCUGAUUUUGUGUCGUACAGGAUGCAAGUGCUGUAA
This is a messenger RNA of Laetiporus sulphureus 93-53, 684 nucleotides long. RefSeq lists its product as uncharacterized. The record is from RefSeq and is a predicted model, not a curated record. The transcript is spliced from 6 exons. Bases 1 to 684 code for a protein of 227 amino acids. Lineage: Eukaryota; Fungi; Basidiomycota; Agaricomycetes; Polyporales; Laetiporaceae.